AUGUCUUUGCUCGGCCUCUCUGAGGCUGACCUGCUGGUUCUCAUCGACUUCAUCCGUUCUCGGGCUAACCUCCCUCCGCAAAUUACCUCUAUUCUAUCUAAGCUUAACCCAGCUGCCUCUCUGGAGCCUUCCAGUCGUCCAGUGGCAUAUCUGUCUCCUUCGCUGACACCAAUGCUGACCCCCACUCAUGCUAGACCUCAUCUUCAAGGCUCAGUUGAAUUACCUUCGAUCCUCGAAGACCUCGCUGCAGCUGGCCACUCUGAGGACAAUGCUACCUUUGAGUACCUCCACCUCCAGCAUACGCAUGGACCCCCUCCAGAUUCUCUGGGUUCUCCACUCACCCCAUCUCCUGGAAGUCUGUAUGAAAAUCAGAAUGCCGAUGCCGACUGGCCUGUUGAGGACAAGAAUGAGGUUGAGGAUGAGGGCGAGGAGAAUAUGGAGGAUGAGAGCGAGGAGAAUAUGGAGGACGAGGGUGAGGAGAAUAUGGAGGAGGAGACAUUGGAUGAGGAGCCUCUUAUAGACUUGGUGCGUCAUCUUGGUGGAGGCAACUGUGUUCGAGGGGGAAAGAAAGCAGGCAAGGCACAUGGAAUGGCGUUGGUAGAGAAUGAUCCUGCAGAGGAGGAUCAAUGCAUGGAGAUUUUUGAGGAUGUGAAUAUCGAGCAGGGUGAUAGUCCAUUCAAUGAGAGUGACUGGACAGGUCUCCCGGCAGGAACACCAGCACGGUGGACUGUUGCUGACAUUCCUGCUGUUCUGGUGGGUGGGCCUGGCAAGGCUGCUACCCACUAUGUUGCGUUGCUUGCUGAGGGCACAUCAAGCAAUGUUGAAGGCCCAGAGGUUGCUAUUUGGGUUGGUGCCAUGAAGGGUCUUGUCGAAGGUCAUACGUGGGAGCAUCUAGAUAGCGCCUUCGACACUAAUGCAUUGAGGGCACUCGUCUACCGUGUACAUCGAGCUGAACAUGUGCUGUUGGGCACAAAAGUUGUGGCAAUGUUUGCGAAGGUCCAAUUGGCCAUAAAGGUAGAAAUCACCCUUCAGAGAGACAAUGCUGGCCUGAAGAAGGGGAAGAAGAGGAAGAAGCUUUCAGACCUUUACAAAAAGCACAUCGCCGCAAUGGAGAAUGCCCUGCAAGAGAAGACGUUCCGCAGGUGGGUAGCAAUUGGUCAGAGAUUUGCAGCUCUUGCUGCAGCGGGUUCUGUAUAUCUCCUUAUCAUCAUUGCUGCUCGUGGUCAUUACAAAAUGAUCGGGUCGCUGCAACAGCCCACCAUCUGGGUGAUGUGUAAUACGUUACGGUGGCCAAAUCCAGAUACGCUUAUUGGACAGCACAUUCUGAGUCGACUUAUCCCCCUCAUUGACUAUGUCCGCCAAGCUAUUCCUCUGAGUAUAGACACCAUCUUUCCACCGUCCUGGCUUCAGGAAGUUGGACUAACACGGCACAUUAACUGUCAAGAUUUUGAUCUAACGGACACUUUCUUUGACACGUUUACAUAUAAAUGUUUUCGAUCUGUUGAUCGUCAUCGCCCUUCAUGGGCACCUUGUCUGAUCUCUGAAGAUAUCAUGGAGAUGGAUGAAGGCCCUACGUCCAUGUAUCUGAUGACUAGAAAUCUCCUAUCUGCGGCAUCUAGCACAGCUUCAAUGCAUCUACCUUCUCCGAUAAUUGAUGCAGAAGGUGAACUAACUGGCGAUGCAGUGGAUCUGCAGGAUACUAGGCUUAAUAGAGAUCCCUUUCCUGAUGCUCCAUCAUUCCGCUCUGAGCAGUUCUACACUCCAGAUGCAAGUUCUCCACAGUAUCUGGUCCUUGAUACCAAUUUUGACCUGGAUGCUCCGAUAAACAAGGCUUGUCCUUAUCCCAAGAAGAAGAAGGAGACUAGCAAGUGGAUUAGGUGA
Molecule: messenger RNA, 1881 nt
Organism: Sparassis crispa
Lineage: Eukaryota; Fungi; Basidiomycota; Agaricomycetes; Polyporales; Sparassidaceae
Exons: 7
Coding region: 1-1881 (626 amino acids)
Source: RefSeq, a predicted model, not a curated record